AUGUGGUUUUUCCAGGCCCUGUUUCGCCGCUUGCUGGACGAUUGUAAAGGAAUAGAUCUAAGCGGCGAGGUCUUUUGGCCGGAAAAGGACGACAAAUACUACCUGGGAGAUCAGUUACCCGUUAGCUUGUACGCAGGAAAGUCGGACAAUUACACCAAUUCAACCACAGCAUUGUGGAAUAUUUGGCUUCAAGACGCCCAGUACGAGGAAAAGACCAAACAGGGCACAAAAGCCUACAGAAGUAACGUUUGCUACGUCAAUUCGUUUUUAGCGAAGAACUUCACCUAUGGAGGUCACGGCGCUGACUGGUUGUGGAGGAGCCGGGAGGAUGUUUGCAAUAACACGCUCAUCGCCUGUUAUGGGAAUGUCCCCAGAGAUAUUACCGCCGCGGACAACGCUCAGCAGUUCGUCGUGGUUGCGAUUCGGGAGGCAACAAACGGCAACAGUGCUUCCACGGGCAAGAGCAACACUUUCACGGUAAUGCCAUCCGUCAACCCUACAGAGUCAGGGACGGCAAAGACGGCUUGUUGCGCCACUGGUGCAGGUGCCACGGUAACGGGCGGCGUACCUUCAGAAACAUCUGCGGCAUCGUCUGGUGCCGACUCUGGUGGUAUUUCUCCAGCCGUCAAAGCCGGGCUUGCUGUCGUAGGGGUCGUCGUUUUUCUAGGACUCGUCGGAUUAUUGUGUUUUGUUUGGUGGAGAAGACGGAAGCAGAAGAAACUAGAUGCUGCUACCGUUACAGAUGGCGAAGGUGGUGGGCAGUACCUGAAGCCAGAGUUGGAUGGGCAAGGUGUGGUGGCUGAGAAGAAGACGGUUGUUGUAUCUGAAAGCAACCCGGACCAUAUAGCGGAGUUGGAUGGCGGGCAGCCGAUGGGUCAAGAGGGUGUUGAUGUGACGUUCAAGGAGGAGAAGAGCCAAACUCAUAUUGAAGAAGCACCCAGAGCUGAGUUGGGUGGUGGAGGGGCUCAUUCUGAGCUUGAAGCUAAUCAGCCUUGGGUGGAACUUGGGAGCGAUGAACCCCGUGCUGUGGAGUCGAAUGGUCAACCGGAGGCUAAAUAG
Messenger RNA from Colletotrichum truncatum, 1059 nucleotides. NCBI's taxonomy places the organism in Eukaryota, Fungi, Ascomycota, Sordariomycetes, Glomerellales, Glomerellaceae. The record is from RefSeq and is a predicted model, not a curated record.